GAGAAGACGGCGCGCAGAAGGCAACGCAUCCCACUCGGACGCAUGGCCAGGAGGCGCCAGCAGUUACAGCGCAUGCAGAAGCCGCGGCCCCGUAAGCAGCAGAAGAAGAAGGAUAAAAGGAACAAGAAUGACGCGGAUCGAGCCGCUGAGGGUACUGCAGCGACGGGGAAAGAGA
Messenger RNA from Amoebophrya sp. A120, 175 nucleotides. The record is from the annotation of a GenBank genome assembly. Lineage: Eukaryota; Dinophyceae; Syndiniales; Amoebophryaceae.